Messenger RNA from Populus nigra (black poplar), 2411 nucleotides. Its product is annotated as histidine-containing phosphotransfer protein 2-like. Lineage: Eukaryota; Viridiplantae; Streptophyta; Magnoliopsida; Malpighiales; Salicaceae. Gene Ontology annotation, cellular component: cytoplasm; nucleus. Bases 1442 to 2083 code for a protein of 213 amino acids. Gene Ontology annotation, biological process: cytokinin-activated signaling pathway; phosphorelay signal transduction system; phosphorylation. The record is from RefSeq and is a predicted model, not a curated record. Gene Ontology annotation, molecular function: histidine phosphotransfer kinase activity; protein histidine kinase binding. The transcript has 16 exons.
ACCGUGCAAAUCAGCAGCAAAAAAUGGAGGAGCCACAAAACGGCAACGCCAGUCGAGAACGACGAGUAUGCAAUGAUUGGACCCGGUCCACCGCCGAAGGCCCGAGCCAAGCGUCCUCUUCAGUUCGAGCAAGCUUACCUUAAUUUGUAAAAAUGGCCUGCUUUGUUGCACAAUUUCAAAUGAUCGGUCCGUGAAAAUACAUGAUGGUCAUGAUCUGCCUUCCGUACGUUCAUGGCACUGCUGAGUGGGUCUACAAACAAGGGGAUGUCAAAGCUGCAACAUCAACAGCUCACCAUUUUCAUAACAUGGGGUUUUAACUCCUGUAUUCUUUCUUAUUCCAUGGUGAAGACCUUAACUUUCUUUGUUUCCUUUUCUAUUCCAUUUCUCCAGAUACAUUUGGAACCAGUUAAAGUUAUGAAGUUACAACCCUGUAUUUGACACAGUGAUAUCUGCUGAUGCAAAGGGGAUUAUUGAAUACUGGGGGUCCCACCAUACUUCAGUUCCCAGAGAGCGAGGUAAAGUUUAGAUUGAAAGGUGAUACUAAUCUAUUUGAAAUUGUGAAGUGUAAAACAAGUGUUUCCACUAUUUAGGUGAGCCCAGAUGGUAAGCAGUUUUCCAUUACAUCACCUGAUCGAAGGAUACGCGUAUUUUGGUUUAGAACGGGAGGCUCAAGAUCUCCAGAGAAGUGAUGCUCCCUUGUACCGGUUAGAGGCUAUUGAUUUUGGGUGAAGAAUGGCUGUUGAGAAAGAAAUUGAAAAGACAGAAACUGCACCUCCACUGAUGCUAUCUUUGACAAAAGCUCAAACUGCCUUAUAUAUGCAACCCUCUUUGGAAUAAAAAGAACCGGAGGAACCUGAGGAUGCGACUAAAGGUAGGGAAGUGUUCAAUGAAAAACCUCCACCCAAAGUGGCAACAUCUCUUCCUGACAACGUGGCGGGUUUUUUCCCCAUAUCCAAUUUUACGUACUACAAUGGGAGACGUUAACGAGACUGUACCCUGAAGAAUGUCCAAAAACUGUAUAGAAUUUCACGACACACUGCUGGAAUGGCUACUAUGAUAAUCUUAUCUUCCACUAUGUCAUCAAGGGUUUCAUGAUACAAACAGGAGACCCAUUGGGAGAUGGCACUGGUGGGCAGUCUAUCUGGGGAAGGGAAUUUGAGGGUGAGUUUCACAAAAGUUUACGACACGACAGGCCUUUCACAGUAUUGAUGGCAAAUGCAGGCCCAAAUACCAAUGGUUCUCAGUUCUUUAUUACCAGUGGCCACUCCAUGGCUGCACAACAAGCAUACAGUGUUUGGUAGAGUUGUGAAGCGAAUGGAUGUUGUACAGGCUAUUGAGAAGGUGGACAAAGCAGACAAGCCAUACCAGGAUGUAAAAAUCCUAAACGUGACUGUCCCCAAGUCUUAGUAUAAUCUUCUUUUAGUGGUGAAUCUAUAUUGAUAUGGUUGAUGGUGUGGCAAAGAAUCACGUGUCAAAACAAAGUUCAACUCCUGUUAUCAUUUGGGAUGGACUGGGUUGCCAAAGGUUUUGCUAUGCUGGCAAUUUAGUUCACAAAAGGUUUUGUAUUUUCUUGUCAACGAGACCGCGAGGAAGAUUCAUUCUACAGCCCGAGACGCCUCCAAAGAGAACGAAAAUGGGGGGUUCUAAUGUUUGGCAAGAGCAAAGGAACUUUGUCAAGAGUUUGCAUGAGCAGGGGAUAUUGGACAGUCAUUUUGAUGAAAUCCUUGAUUUACCUAGAGAGAGCCCUCAGUUUGUGAUUGAUUUGGUCAGCACAUUCUGCAGUGAUGCUGAAAAUGCCAUAGCAGCAUUGAUCAGAUACUUAAAUGAACCUGAUAUCAACUAUUCCAGAGUUAUUGACCAAGUUCACCAGAUCAGAGGCGCUAGCUCUUGUAUUGGUGGCCAUAGGAUGGCCCUUGCUUGUCGUGAGCUCCGAUAUGCUUGUGAAGACAAGGACAAGGACAGGUGCCUUGCAGCUUUAGGCAAGACCAAGGAUGAAUAUCAAAUUUUGAAGGAGAAGUUCAAUAUCAUCUUGCAGAUGGAGAGAACUAUGAUUUCCGGUGAAUCUAAAAGAGGCCGACAAUAGAGUCCUGAAUUGUCUCUGCUGCUGUGUCAGCUGACUCGGUGGAAAACCAGAGUCUGCUUCUAUCUGCAAUGGGCAUGUAAAUAAAGAGUUACUGGAACUAGUGGUUCAGAUUGUUUUAGACUAUUAAUAUCUUUUGUUGAGUAUUACUACUUGCCCAUUUAGCAUGUUUUUUUUUUUAUUAGCUGGUUCAGGGUAGCAAAUAUAAGGAUAUAUGUUAGUUACCUCCUGAUCUUUCACAUAGCAUAGUUUCCUUCUUCUAAGACAAUUGUUGAACAAACAAGUAAGCAGAGUUUGAGAGAAAUGAUAAUGUUUUUGGGGAUUUGAAUCC